This is a messenger RNA of Gossypium raimondii (Peruvian cotton), 1370 nucleotides long. Its product is annotated as jasmonate-induced oxygenase 2. The transcript is spliced from 3 exons. Lineage: Eukaryota; Viridiplantae; Streptophyta; Magnoliopsida; Malvales; Malvaceae. The record is from RefSeq and is a predicted model, not a curated record. The coding region runs from base 180 to 1265 and encodes 361 amino acids.
UCUCAAAAAAAAAAAAAACCCCACUUCUCUUUGUCUCUCAAUUUCGUCGUUUCUGAAAAUAUUAAGGAUUUCUUUUGCCUUUUCUUUCAUCGUAUUACUUUCUUCUUCUUUUUUUGCUACAAGAUCAACCUGGGAAACUUCGAACAGGUUUUUUUUUUUGUGUGUGUGUGUGUGUCAUCAUGAACAAGUUACACGACUGGCCUGAACCAGUAAUCCGAGUCCAAUCCUUGUCCGAAAGUGGCCUAAAAAGCAUUCCAGAAAGAUAUAUAAAACCAGCUACGGACAGACCUUCGUUAAACGUGGAAGAAGACCCUUCGAACAUGGAUGUAAAUAUUCCAAUAAUCGAUCUUACAGGCUUGUCGGAAGACGGAAACAAUCUGCCUCAAUCAACGAUGGAUCAAAUUUCAUUGGCUUGUCGGGAGUGGGGUUUUUUUCAGGUUGUGAACCAUGGAGUUUGCCCUGGAUUCAUGGAUCAAGUACGAGAAACUUGGCGUAGUUUUUUCCAUUUACCUAUGGAGAUGAAACAAGCUUAUGCUAACUCACCCAAGACUUAUGAAGGUUAUGGUAGCAGAUUAGGGAUUGAAAAAGGUGCCAUUCUUGAUUGGAGUGAUUAUUAUUAUCUUCACUAUCUUCCUUUAACUCUCAAAGACUAUAACAAAUGGCCUGCACCUCCUGAUUCUUGCAGGGAAGUAAUUGAUGAAUAUGGGAAGGAACUGGUGAAGUUGGGUGGGAGAAUAAUGAAGGUUUUAUCGAUAAGCCUUGGAUUAAAAGAGGACCGUCUCCAAAAUGCAUUCGGUGGAGACAACUUUGGGGCAUGUCUAAGGGUUAACUUUUAUCCCAAAUGUCCACAGCCUGAGUUGGCUCUUGGCUUGUCAUCCCACUCCGACCCCGGUGGUUUAACCCUUCUCUUAACCGACCAUCAAGUCCCCGGUCUUCAAGUCCGAAAAGACGACAAAUGGAUCACCGUUAAACCUGCCCCACAUGCAUUUAUCGUCAACAUCGGUGAUCAAAUACAGGUCCUAAGCAAUGCCAAUUACAAGAGUGUAGAGCACAGAGUGAUAGUAAAUUCGGACAUGGAAAGACUGUCAUUGGGGUUCUUUUACAAUCCAAAGAGCGAUAUACCCAUACAGCCAAUGGAAGAGCUCGUUUCAACAGAUAAACCGGCGUUGUAUUCACCAAUGACAUUCGAUGAAUAUCGACUUUUCAUCAGACUAAGAGGUCCCAAGGGCAAGUCUCAAAUUGAAUCACUACAUUCUCCUAGAUGAUUUUGGUUGAUAGACAAAUUUCAUCAGCUCUUCUAAUUAUUAUACUUGUGUUUUUAUUUUGGCCAUCCAAUAAUAAUUUAAUAAUAUUAGUAAUUAUUUAAUAAA